Rotaria sp. Silwood2 is the source of this 336-nucleotide messenger RNA. Lineage: Eukaryota; Metazoa; Rotifera; Eurotatoria; Philodinida; Philodinidae. The record is from the annotation of a GenBank genome assembly.
AUGCCAAUCCAACAAAUGUUUGAAUAUGAUAAUAAUAAUCGUUUACCUGAUACAAAAUUACGUGAUCGUGAUCGUGAACAAUUAAAAGAAAGUUUUUCAUCUGUAAAUACAGCUAUUGAUACAAUUCGACAACAAUUUGAACAAUAUAUUGUUAGUGAUGUUGCUUUACGUAAACGUUUACGUGAUGAAGGAAAAAAAUUAAUUCUUGAACUAUUUAAAAAAUACUAUGAUAAAUUUUCACGUAAAGAUUUUACAAAAAAUCGAGAAAAAUAUAUUCGAUAUGAUCCUGGAACACUUGAAAAAAUGAUUGAUAAUUUUUUUGAAAAUCGUACAUAA